Messenger RNA from Emericellopsis cladophorae, 846 nucleotides. RefSeq lists its product as uncharacterized. The transcript is spliced from 2 exons. The coding region runs from base 1 to 846 and encodes 281 amino acids. The record is from RefSeq and is a predicted model, not a curated record. NCBI's taxonomy places the organism in Eukaryota, Fungi, Ascomycota, Sordariomycetes, Hypocreales, Bionectriaceae.
AUGGAUGAAUUCAUAGAGCUUCACCAUGGCAUGUUCGACAACACGCAGCUAGAGUACGCUCCGCGAGGCCCUGUCAUCGAAACGCACUCUGCCCAGGGACGUCUACGUACGAGCAUCCUGCGUCGUAUCCUCAGCAGCCCCGACUUUCCUUACAUCGGCCCCUCCGCCAACAUCCUCGACAACAUCUGCGGCGCAGGCGAUGUGGGCGCCGAGAUCAUGACGCGCACCCUCAGCAACGCAGCCCAACGACCCAACGUCCUCUCCGUCGACCCCUACCCUCCCGCUGUCGAGCACGUCAACCUCCGAUCGAAGGAGCUGGAUACCUUUGACAGCUGGCAGGCCCGGGACGAGCCAGAGCGGUAUGAUGAGGGGCUCUUUGACAUUAUUGUGACGAUUCGACAGGAUACGUACUACGACGAGAACCGCCACAACAUGGAGCAGGUGUACGCGUCGCUCAAGCCAGGGGGCCAUGCCGUCUUCUCCGUGUGCCCUACGCUCUGCUACACGCUCGGCGACGCGCCGCCACCCUUCAACAUCAACGGCACGGACUGGAGCGCCAAUGUCAACGAGUGGUUCAACUUUGUUCAGCACAAGCCAUGCUGGUUGGAGAGGGUGGUGCUGUCAGCCGUGCCCGAGUUUCGACACUGGGAACUGUACACGGUCGACAAGAUCAUGCUCGAGUCGAUAAGCGUGAGCGACUGGGUCGAUGAAUGCACGGCGAACCAGGCCAAGCUUUUCCAGGCGUGGGCGCCGGUCCAGCAGACCAUGUUCAAGGCGGCACUGAGGGAAUCCAUGGAGGGAAUGCUUGCGUGGCCGACAUUUUCUCCCACCUUCACCGUGUACUGA